AUGCUUCAGCAGGAGGUGAAGGUCAUCAAUCAGUCUGCUGACAAAGCUGUAGCCAACAGUGAGAAGAUCUUCAAAGAUCUCAUCCAUCUCAUUGAGAAAAGAAACUCUGAUGUGAAGCAGCAGAUCAGAUCCAAGCAGACAGAUGAGGUGAGAAAAGUCAGAGAUCUUGAGGAGAAGUUGAAGCAGGAGCUUGUUGAGUUGAGAAGGAGAAGCUCUGAGCUGGAGCAGCUCUCACAAACAGAAGACCACAUCCAGUUUCUACACAAUUAUCGUCUGAUGUCACAUCUCAGUGAAUCCACAAACCCAGCCAACAUCUCCAGUGUUCACAGUCUGCAAUACUUUGAUGACGUUACAGUGGCUGUGUCAAAGACCACAGAUAAACUACAGGAUAUUCUGAAAGAAGACUGGACCAAGACCUUACCAAGACCAGAGGAUGAUUCAGGAAUCAAGACCCUAUCACCCACAGAACCAAAGACCAGAGUAAAACUACAGGAUAUUCUGAAAGAAGACUGGUCCAAGACGUCACCAAGAUCAGGGAAUGUUUCAGGAUUCAAGACCCUAUCACCAGCAGAAACAAAGACCAGAGUAAAACUACAAGAUGUUCUGAAAGAAGACUGGUGCAAGACGUCACCAAGAUCAGGGAAUGUUUCAGGAUUCAAGACCCUAUCACCAGCAGAACCAAAGACCAGAGUAAAACUACAAGAUUUUCUGAAAGAAGAUUGGACCAAGACCUCACCAAGAUCAGGGAAUGUUUCAGGAUUCAAGACUCUGUCACCAGCAGAAACAAAGACCAGAGCAGAGUUCCUACAGUAUUCACAUCACCUCACACUGGAUCCAAACACAGCAAACAGAUGGUUAUUAUUGUCUGAGGGAAACAGGAAAGCAACAGUAGACUGGACUCCGAAACUAACAUCUGAUUAUCAUCCAGACAGAUUCAUGGAAAAGCAGCAGGUCCUGAGCAGAGAGAGUCUGACUGGACGUUGUUACUGGGAGGUUGAACAAAGAGGAGCUACAGCUUCAGUAGCAGUCACAUACAAGGAUAUUAGCAGAACAGGACCAGAAAGUAAAUUUGGGUACGACGACAGAUCUUGGGCUUUAGAAAGUUCAUCAAAAUGCACUUUCAUUCACAACAGCAUCAAAACUCCCAUCUCAGGUCCUCGGUCCUCCAGAAUUGGAGUCUAUCUGGAUCACAGUGCAGGUAUUCUGUCCUUCUACAGAGUCUCUGACACCAUGACUUUGAUCCACAGAGUCCAGACCACAUUCACUCAGCCUCUCUAUGCUGGAUUUACAGUUCAUGGACCUGUCGAACUUUGUAAGCUCAAGUAGACAGAUGUUAUAAAGGAGCCAACGAGUGAAAAUCUGUUCGUGAAAAUUGAUUUUUGUCUCUGUGCUGUGGUGUUUCUGCUCCAAAAGUCCCAAAUAUCUGUUAUUGAGUGUUGACUGGAGUGAAUCUUUGACUUUCUGCACACAUAAACUGAAAAUGAAAUUACGAGGACGGAGAAUCAAACUUGCUCCAUCAUUUUCAUUUGUGACUCUGAAAAUACUCACAGUAAGAAGCUAAAAUGUUGCUGGGCUUCUUUAUUAAAUGUACUAAAGUUAUUGUACAUGACUUGUGGGGAAAUGAGCUUCUAAUGUUGUGUUUGAAAAUCCUGAUUGUCAAUGGAAAGGCUUGAUCAGUACAAAAAAAUGUAGAUUCAUGUAGUUGAUGAUUAUUACUGUUUUCUUGAAUGCUUCAGAAUGUAGACCUGCACAAUUAUUAUUAUUCUACCAAUAAUCAAUGAGGACAACACUGAUUAUCUUCUGAUACAGUGGAGACAAACUAACUGAACAGACUGGUGGUGGAUGAAAUGAAUGAUAAAAUAUGUCAACAUUUAUUGGUUUGUUUAAUGAACCAAGUUGAUUUUUCCAGAAACAAAUAAUGUCU
Molecule: messenger RNA, 1924 nt
Organism: Acanthochromis polyacanthus (spiny chromis)
Lineage: Eukaryota; Metazoa; Chordata; Actinopteri; Pomacentridae
Product: E3 ubiquitin/ISG15 ligase TRIM25-like
Exons: 1
Coding region: 1-1326 (441 amino acids)
Molecular function (GO): protein binding
Source: RefSeq, a predicted model, not a curated record